Porites lobata is the source of this 6110-nucleotide messenger RNA. The record is from the annotation of a GenBank genome assembly. Lineage: Eukaryota; Metazoa; Cnidaria; Anthozoa; Scleractinia; Poritidae.
AUGACGUCACCAAGCGCCAUAUUGCAGGUGAGUGCGUUGAUUUAUGGGAAGGAUGUUUUACGCUUUUUCUCAUCCGGGAAACUUGCUUCCUGUGACCUUCAUUUUACCGGCGUAAGGAAGACAACGUGGUUUCACACGCGAUUGUCUUUUCUUUGCCAAAACACAAUUUUAAACGCUCGUCACCGCCUAAUUGGAAUGAGCAAAGAUCUCUUAGACUACCCUUUCUGCCAUGAUGUCAACAAAUACGAAAGGAUGGUUAAAAUUGGCCAAGGAACCUUCGGGUUUGUUGACUGUUUCAGUCCGCCAUUUUGAUAAUUCGACUUGCUUUGUCGUUACGUUCAACGACAUUGAUUGUAAGAAUUAUUUUGCAGCGAGGUGUUCAAGGCACGCAACCGAAAGAAUACCAAAGAAAUCGUUGCCCUCAAGAAGGUCCUCAUGGACAACGAGAAAGAAGGGGUAUUUAAUGUUCUUGUGAAUACAUGCUUUCCUUAGUGUUAAUUUCGUAGAGUUCCAUGUUUGUUUUGUAGUGACUGAACUUUUGGUGUUUUUUGCACCAUAUGUUCAGUUCCCUAUCACGGCCCUCAGAGAGAUUAAGAUCCUUCAGUUGCUGAAGCAUGAGAAUGUGGUUAACCUGUUGGAGAUUUGUCGUACUAAAGGUAAGUCGUGUUGUCCUCCCUUCGCCUACGUAAUAUGUGUCAGAAUGCAUGGUUUUAGAGUGUUUUUGCUAUGGAGCUGUUUUUGUGUCUUGCUGGAUACCUUUUGAUAAUAUGAGCCCACAUUAAGAUUUAUAUUCAAGAUGUGGAUUGUUAGUGCUUUGAUAUUCUCUUCUUAAAUUGACCACUUAAUUUUUUUAAGGAAAGUCCAAGACAUUACGAAAUGUUAAGAUGUGGAACAUUUUUGCCAAAAAAUGUCUUGCAUUGACCAAAGAGGCUAAACGUAAUCUUAUGAUAACUGGGUGACAUCCUGCAUGCUCAUUUAUGGAGAGCUAUGGUCUGUGAUAUUAUAGACCAAGGCAUAGGCGUACGGGAAAUUUUUUGCCAGGGGGGGCGGUAAACCAUUUGCCCGAAAAUAUCUUACAAGUUGCCCAAAUUUUUACGAAAGAGUCGAAGAGAAACGAGGGCCAUAUUGCAACAACAUAGGCUGUCCUGGCAUAUGAAGGUGGCUCGACACAGUUUUUCAUGGUCAAUACCAAGUCUGAGCAUAAACUACGUCGCCAUAAACAAACAUUUGGAAAAACUGCGACCAUCAGGGUCGCAAUGACAUCGGAGUUGUCAUAGCAACGAAAUGACUCCAUUACCUAUUUUACUUCAGCAAUGAUUCUCGGGACGGGAACCUUACAAGCUUACGGUCGCUAGGAUGUUUGUGAAGUUUAAGCAAAACCUCAAGAGCGUUAUCGAGAUGUUUUGCAAUGAAGUUUUUAUUAUUAGAAAUUUGGUAGGAAAAGGAAAAUCUUGAUUUUUGGCCGUUAUCUGUAGAGAACGAAGCGCUUUUGACCUGCAAUUUCACCUCAUAGUAGUUUUAAUCUUUUUAAAAACAUGUGUGAAAGAUCGUGGAGAUGGCUUUGCUUGAUUGCUAGAAUUGAAAGAAGGAUUUGAUUAGUAUGUACCGAGACAUUCUUGUUAGCAGUUUUGUAAACAUUUCGGUCUACUUUAACAAAUUAGCGAAUUAUUUUAAACCGCUCAAUAGAUUUUUUGAACGAAUUAAGAUUCUUCUCGUAAUUCAAACUGAGAAUUAGUCAGCCACUUCUUAAUUUUCAUACCCAUUGUAGCCUGCGUAGCAAGCGUUUCCAGUCGAACUCGCGUGGAAAUGCUUGCUAUGCAGGUAAUAGCCCAUUUGCUAAAUGCUAUCUGCCAUACACUGUUAUAGCCCAUUCCAGAGUGCAGUAGAGAUGAUCCUAGAAAGCUAUCAAAAAUUUAUUUUAAUCAAUUCUCGACUUGAAAUAGCCCAUUCCAGCUAGUGCAGUGCAGUAUAGUGCCCAACCAAAAAAAAAAACUGCAAAUAUGUAAAUUACUCAUCCAGAUGCAUGCUAAGCAACCACUGUAAUGUAUCUGGAUUAUUUUACGCCUCUCCUCCCUUCUUUUUUUCGACUUCAGGUUAAUAUUCAGGUCUUUAAAAUAAUUAAAUAAAAUGGAGACGUCUUUAAAAACUGGCUUUGCCCAAAUUUUCUCUUUCUCUGCCCAAAAAAUUGUGCUCAUCUGAGUUGCCCAAAAUUUGGGGGCUGCAGCCCCUGAUGACCCACAAAGGGUAGAAAGGACCUGGAUCCACACGGGCGGUUACGGGCUAUGGACCAAGGGAAUGACCUGAUGGGGAAAUUGGCCCAAAUUUUCUCUCGCUGCCCAAAAAAUCUGAGUUGCCCAAAAUUUGGGGGGGCCCGUAUGCGCAUGGACCAAGGGAAUGACCUAAUGGGGAAACUGGCUGCUUUGAUACAAAUUCAUUUUGAUGCACACCCAAGCAGUGAAAUUGCAGAAAAGUUUCGUUCACUUCAUGCAUCAGUGCUUGACUUUCAGAAAAAAAUGUUGGGGCCAACUGGCCCCCAAGUUUUCAUUUUUGGUCGGCAGAACAACACAGUAUUCUAGUCGCCAAAAAUUAUAUUUAGGAACUAAAAGAAUACAAUAAACUUAAGCUCUUUUACUUAGCCAUACCAGAGAAAGAAUGCUUUAGACUUCCUUUGAACUUUCUUUCGAGUAGUUUUCGCUUGAGGCUCGGUUACCAGCUGGUGUUCAGGAAAAUGAACCCGCACUCAAGCGUACAUCUCCUCAAACAAGUAUUCAAGCAAUGGAAUACACAAUUCGAUAAACAAACUUUGGGAAUCACAAAAAAUCUUAUUUCUGUUAUUAAAGAAGAAAAUCUGCAAAAUUUGUCUUGCAUCCCAUGUAUUGGCAUAUUCAGAAAUGAACAUCAGUGAAACUUGAUCUAUUUCACAGUUGCCUAGCAUGUGAUCGAAAGUCUCCAGAAAGAGAAAACGUCGCUAAUGUUUUCGGGCAAAGCAGGUUAUUUCGUGAGAAGUCUGUGAGACAAACAGCGUGAGUUCAAUGGUACUUCAUUAGAAGUCAAAAUAUGGCAGAGCUUUUGCUCAACAGAAAUUUUCAUGAAGUUGUUUACAAGAGGCUUGAAAAAUAUGCGCCGUCGUUCUCGAUUAGCUUAAGCUUUUACCGGACUAAUCUGCUAUUGAGUCCGCAAUCUAGAUAUGUGUUCGACAUAAAGAAACAGUUUUAAAUAAGUGCUAAAAUUCAUUGCCAGAGAAACACAGGACGACCUAUUGAGAAUUAUGAUCGAUUUGCCCAGAAGUCGAUAAGACUUCCGUCGAAUUCGUCACUUGUGAUUUUCACAAUCCUGUUUCAAGUAAAAGUCAAACAUUAGACGGACCAACUGUUUGAUCACAAGAACAAUCCGUUUGAGUGUUGGAAGAAAUCGUUAAAGCGUUUAGACAAAUCGUUAAAACGUUUAGACAAACCGGUAAAGCAUUUGGGCAAAACAUUAGAGCAUUAGAGAAACCGCUCUACCUACUCUAGCUAGGUAUUUUUAUUUGAUGGUGCUGUCCCACUUGGAUUGGUUAAAAAGUUGUCAUGCAUUUAUGCUCGGCACAGUAAAUUGGCCCCAACAGCUGGCAUUAUAGAAAAAGUUAUGUUAUUCACUUGUCAGUUUACCUGGGAUCUAAACCUGGUUUAAACAAAAUUCAUGUGAAAGAGAUAAUUAUAAUAAUUGGCAUAAAUUUGUACCGCUAUUAUUUUUCAAAAGUGAUACUUUCAUUCGAAAAAUUUUGUCAAUUACAUGAAGAGUGCGCCUUUGUCCCUGGUAGCAGUGAAGAUGCAGUUUGUCAACAGACUUACUGGCCUCACCAAAAUCGCAGGAAAAACAACGAAAGUUAAUAAAUAAUCUACAGCUUGGAUGAUUCUGGGGCUCAUGUCCUUAAUGAAGACCUGUUUACUAACUCUCUCACUUCCUCUUUUGUAGCAUCUCCGUACAAUCGUAACAAGGGGAGUAUCUACCUUGUGUUUGAGUUUUGUGAACAUGACCUUGCUGGCCUGCUGAGCAAUCAUAAUAUCAAGUUCUCAUUGUCAGAGAUGAAGAAGUUAAUGCAGAUGUUGUUGAAUGCACUCUACUUCAUCCACAGCAAUAAGAUCCUACAUCGAGACAUGAAGGCUGCAAAUAUUCUCAUUACUAAGAAUGGUGUUUUGAAACUAGCUGACUUUGGGCUAGCUCGUGCUAUUCAUCUAAACAAAGAACAAACACAACGCUACACCAACAGGGUAGUCACUCUUUGGUACAGACCACCGGAAUUGUUACUAGGAGAGAGAAAUUAUGGCCCACCCAUUGAUUUAUGGGGUGGAGGCUGCAUCAUGGCAGAGCUUUGGACACGAACACCUAUAAUGCAAGGAAAUUCGGAGCAGCACCAGUUGACCCUAAUAAGUCAUCUAUGUGGCUCAAUAACAACUGAAGUGUGGCCUGGAGUGGAAAAGCUGGAUUUGUUCAACAAGAUGGUGCUUCCUGCAAAUCAGAAACGGCGUGUCAAGGAAAGGCUGCAUAGCUAUGUGAAAGAUAAACUUGCACUUGAUUUGAUUGAUCAGAUGUUGAAUAUUGACCCAACCCACAGAAUUGACGCAGAUACUGCUUUGAAUCAUGAUUUCUUUUGGAGUGAUCCUUUGCCAACUGACCUCACUCGUACUCUGAGUUCUGUCAGUACUUCCAUGUUUGAGUUUCUGGCACCACCUCAUGGACGCAGAGGACAGGUACAGGCUACUGCAGCUGGUGCCCAGGCUCGUGCUGCUGCUGCGGCUGCAAAUCAGUCCAGUGUUGUUCAAAGUGGAACAUUUGACAGGGUAUUUUAAUUUUAUAUUAUGGACAUGAUUGACUAAGUUGCAUUUAUGACUGUCAACGUAAUAUUAUAGUGAAGUAUACAAAAAAUGUUAUUGUAUUUAAGGCAUUAAUCACAGCAAAUAAAUGAAAGACACAGGGAGAAAUACAAACAAAAUAGAAAACAACAAAAAAAUUGGAAAAGAAAAAGAAAAAAGCAACAAAAAAAACAAAACAAAAAGAAUUUACCAACAAAAAAUUUCAAAAAUUUUUGUAAGAGAAAGAAAAAAACCAUAAAUAUGAAGGUCAUGCUUUUAAACCUCAAAAUCAAAGAUUUGUAUUGCAGUGUGUUGUGUAACCAUUGAUGCAAUUCUCAAGCUCCUUGCUAGUUUGUUUUGUUAACAAGGCUUGGUACAAUUUUGUAGUUCAUAAACUUAAAAUAGUACAGUGCUAAUAGAACAAUAAUAUCCUUAAAAACAUUAAUUCUAGCAGUGAAACGUUAUUGCUGUAUAAGUAUUGUGUAUACGCAGACUGUGAAAGAAAUCACAUAAAGUUGACUUAUCAAAAUGUUGACGGCUUACUACUUUAAACAUACAAGUAGCACAAUAGAUGUUUUUGCCAUUUUAAGUCCUUUGAAAGGUGACUUUAAGUUGUGUGGUAUUCACCUCAUGUUAAGUUUAAGUGCAAGAUUAUUUUUGUAAUUUUUUUUAAUGCAUUUAACAAAGCUGGAAAUAACAGUUGGCUGAUGAAAUGCCAUAGUUACACAGAUAAUUUAAGGGUUUGAGUCAUGCUGGGACAUGGUGUAUAUGCCCUUAAGUGGCUGCUUGAAGUAUGCACUUUACUUUAAGAACAAUUUAUACAAAGAAAUGAUAUUGCCACUUACUUUUGCUGUGAAUUGUUGGCAUAACUUGGAAUUGGCUCUGUGACUUACAGUUGAUCGAUAAAUUAUUUCCAGCUCUGCAAAACACCGGUGUGUAAACAGACAUUUAUAACAAAGAAUAGCCAUCAUUUGGCUAUGUUUUCAAAACAGUUUUUCCGGUUCACUUCCCUUUUUUAUAUUCUUUACAGUACAAAUAUGUCCUUUUGGAUGCCUUGAGCUAAGUGCAGCUGUAUUUAAAUUGUAUAGUAUAAAUCUUUCAAACCAUAGCAGAGGUGUACUCUUUUUGUUUGAAUUUAAACAGUUCUUUUAAGAAAUUUUCUAAGUGGCCAAUGUUGUCAUAAAGAAAAAAAAUAAGGGUAGAGUGAUAGACUGUUUACUACACUGGUUAUACCUAGCACUAACAUAGAAUGGCAAUAAACUAAAAAAGAAGAACUUU